Messenger RNA from Anneissia japonica, 1212 nucleotides. RefSeq names its product ran GTPase-activating protein 1-like. Gene Ontology annotation, cellular component: cytosol; nucleus; perinuclear region of cytoplasm. Gene Ontology annotation, biological process: nucleocytoplasmic transport; signal transduction; activation of GTPase activity. The annotation marks the transcript as partial. The record is from RefSeq and is a predicted model, not a curated record. The transcript has 10 exons. NCBI's taxonomy places the organism in Eukaryota, Metazoa, Echinodermata, Crinoidea, Comatulida, Comatulidae. Gene Ontology annotation, molecular function: small GTPase binding; GTPase activator activity.
GUGCCAACAGUCACUUCUUCCAUAAAAUUGUGGUGUUGCGAAGAAGUGAGGUGAAAGGUAGCAGUUGACUGGUAGUGAAAAACGUGUAGCCGGGGACCUUUGAAUAUUCGUUAAUGCAAGUCACAAAAUAUGGCUAAUCAUGAUAUAUCUAGUGUAACAGAACAGCUGGCUCAAACUAAAGUUGAGCAGGUCAACGAAGUAUCUUUUAAAGGACAAAGUUUGAAGUUGGACAAAGCUGAAGAUGGUGAGGUUGAGAAUCGUAUCCGUCAGACAGCAUUAAGGUUAGAAGGUAACACAUUAGGAGUAGAUGCUGCAGAAGCCAUUGGUAAAGCUUUGGAAAAACGACCAGAGUUUCAGAGAGCUAGAUGGAGUGAUAUGUUUACUGGAAGGCUGCGCUCAGAAAUACCCCCAGCUUUGAGGAGUUUAGGAGGUGCAAUUAUAAGAUCAGGAGCGCAGUUGGUUGAACUUGAUCUAAGUGACAAUGCAUUUGGACCAGAUGGUGUUAAAGCAUUUAAGGAGUUACUUACAAGUACUGCAUGUUAUUCCUUACAAGAACUUAGACUAAACAACAAUGGUCUUGGUAUUGGUGGAAAGAUUUUGGCAGAAGCAUUGAUUGAAUGUCAUAAGCUGAGUACAGCAUCAGGCAAAACAUUGCAACUUAAAGUGUUCAUUUGUGGUAGGAACCGAUUGGAGAACCCAUGCGCAAUAGCGCUCGCAGAAGCCUUCAAGACUUUACAAACUUUAGAAGAGGUAGCGAUGUUUCAGAAUGGAAUAAACCAUGAAGGAAUAACAGCUUUAGCACAUGGUAUAUCACGUAACUGUUUAGGAGAAGAUGGUAUUGAAGAGGUGAGAGGAACAUUGGAAGCCUCAGGACAACUGGAGUUCUUAGGCUCCCUCAGUGAUGAUGAAGGGGAUGAAGACGAUGACGACGAUGAUGACGAUUAUGAAGAUGUAGAUGAUGAUGAGGAUGAUGAUGAGGAUGAUGAAGAAGAGAAAGCGGUGGAUGUAGAGGAAGGUACAAGAAUGAAAGAUCCAGCACUGGUGGUUACAGGAACAGCAAUUACACACAAGCCAGAUGCUGGUAAAAAUCAGGUUAACGUUACUGUUGAAGAAUUCCUAAAGUUUCCAACCGCUGAUAAAUUACUUGGAUUAGGAAACGACAGAAUUGGAAAGAUGUCCAACCAUUUAGAGGAUAAUGUAGCAAAUGUAGAA